AAACAGCACGACAAGAAGCUUUGACGUUUGAUUCAGUGCCGAGAGUCUCACUGCUAAUGUUAAUUCCUGCUAUGAAACAGCUCCAUCCACUGUCGGUCUGUUCGUUAUUAGUGGUUUAAAAAAAACAGCUGUCCCAGAAAGAUCAAUGAUUUAUUUGCUUUUUAACUCUGGAAUUUCUAAAAGUGCUGCUGCAGUGUUGGUAAUUAGCUGAAAAUGGCAAUGUUGCUCAAUUUGAUUCCAGUUAUUUGUGAUGAUUUCCACAAGGCAUUCUGAACCACUGCCUGUGUAAUGAAUAACCCUAAUGGCUGUAUCGCCAGUUUUUGCAGCCAUGGUGAGCAUUAAAAUGCGCUCACACAGUUUGUCGUCAAAAUCAGGUGGAUGUGCACCAACAUAGUUGAAUUAAAACAUGAGCGCCUCCCAUGCAGGACUUCAGCCAAAUUAAACUGAAGACCAAUAUUCCUCACUAAACAAAAUUCCAUUGCCAUCAGAGAUUAGUUUUCUAAUUAUCUUUUUUGCAUUCACAUUAGGCGAUGUCCCCUCCCUACAUUUGCCCAGUCCUUGUUUGGCAUCGACGAAUGUGGACUUGUUUUUUCCUCCUUGGCACACAGACUGUCACAACCCCCCCUCCGUUAUGGGCAUCAUCGUGGGUGUCACCGUGGGGGUGGUGAUCAUUGGCUUCAUCGUCCUGCUCCUGUGGAAGAUGAUGGUGACCAUCCAUGACCGGCGAGAGUUUGCGAAGUUCCAGGAGGAUCGCUCGCACGCCCGCUGGGGAAUGAGCACAAACCCAUUGUACAGACCCACGACGUCCACCUUCCGCAACGUCAGCUACCGGGGGACGAAAAGCGACGACAAGUCGACAGUCGAGAUAAUGCGGCACGAUGAGACACUGGACGCGAAUGCGGUUCCCUGGAAAAUCCGCGGAUAAUGAAUCGGGACUCGUUUGUGGAGGUCAACAGACAAGUCGUGGUUUGACGGAAACAGCACCUUGAAUGAGAGCGGACCCGAGUACUUAUUGCGAAUGAACUAACUGUAAUUAGACGUACCUCUUUUCCACUGACACAACCGAGCUACGCCAGGGCCAUGCCGAGCAAGCCCGGCAUAGCUCAGGAGGUGCCAGGUUGUUAUUCCACUGCGGAAGCUGAGCCGUGCCGUGAUGUCAUACGCAUUUAACAUAUCAUUUAGGCCCAAUCCUGGCCCCGCUUGGUCCUAUGCAAGAUUCAGAUGUCUUUUGAGGCCGUCAUAUCACAAUUUGGGUUUGGCUGGACUUAAAAAAUAACCAGCAGAAAAAAAACCCAUCUGCACCAUGAGGGCCUGGUCUGUCUCGGUAUGUGCUACAGUGGAAAAGGGAUAACGAUGGUGAGUAGUAGAGUGGAGCCAUAUUAGGGUUACGCUGAAAGUAAAAUUAGGAGGCAUAUCACCCCCAGGUCCUGUGCAAAGUGCACAGGUCAUGGCUAUAUACCAACCUUCGCUCCACCAUCUCUCAUGCACUGGAAAGACUUUGCUGGAAAAGUCAACGUGGUUCCAAUACCAAUUACACAAUGUUUAAGCAGAUUGUCUCACUGAGUACAAUGCAUGGUACUGUAGCUUGCUGCUUAGAAACGGAUAAGGCACUAAUAAUCCACAGCAUUUAAGCUGGAUGAAAACUGUAUUGUACAUAUCCUUUUUUAAGAACAAAAAAAUUCCUUUGAUUUU
This is a messenger RNA of Lethenteron reissneri (Far Eastern brook lamprey), 1692 nucleotides long. Its product is annotated as integrin beta-3-like. Gene Ontology annotation, molecular function: integrin binding. Gene Ontology annotation, biological process: cell-matrix adhesion; integrin-mediated signaling pathway; cell-cell adhesion. The record is from RefSeq and is a predicted model, not a curated record. Gene Ontology annotation, cellular component: cell surface; integrin complex; focal adhesion. Lineage: Eukaryota; Metazoa; Chordata; Hyperoartia; Petromyzontiformes; Petromyzontidae.